AUGGCCAUCGUCGUCCUCUUCGUUCUCCCGCAGACAUCGGACCGCAACUUGAUGGGAUCCCCCCAGAGUGAUGUUGAAUGGCGACAAUUGAUUGACAACCAUGCAAUUGAGAGUCCUGGAGAGAGAGGAGAAGAGGGACAAGAGGGUAGAGGGAGAGAGGACAAUGGAAUGUUAGGAGGGGCCCACCGCGGGAACGGCGGUUGGAUACGAUCAGAUAGCUACAUGCAGACAUUCUCAAUCUAUGGAUGGGAUCAGGAUCCCAAGUCUAUGAAGAAUGCAGCGCCCACAGAUUCUCACUAUCUUCUCGCAUUUCUCAUUACGCAUGCUGGAUCGUUGACGGGCUCCCCAGUAGUUUUCGAUUCGUAA
Molecule: messenger RNA, 366 nt
Organism: Penicillium macrosclerotiorum
Lineage: Eukaryota; Fungi; Ascomycota; Eurotiomycetes; Eurotiales; Aspergillaceae
Exons: 2
Coding region: 1-366 (121 amino acids)
Source: RefSeq, a predicted model, not a curated record